AUGUCGGGCGCAAACUCGUGGUUGGCGAGGCAGCGGAAGAGCGACCUCGUCGAGAUUGCCGAGCUGACCGGACUUACUGGUCAGAUUCGAGCUAUGGGUGCGCUGUUGUCGCGUCGGUUGCGACUGACGUCAAAGCUGAUUGAAGCGCAUCGAGCUAAAAAGGCCGACUUGGAAGUCACCCUCGAUGAAUACCUCGCCGAGAACACGAUCCAGUUCUCCCAAAACCCCAAGCUUGCAGGCUACUACACCAGUCGCUCCAAGGCUGCCGGCUCACCCGUCAAGAGGGAGGCUCCCUUGACCGAUCUCGUCAAGUCCACGCGCCGCAGGGCGACGAGAGCCAUCGAGGAGCUCCAGCCCGAGCCCGAGCCAGAAAGAGCCGAAUCCUCAAGCCCGGAGCCUGCCUUCUCCACCGCACUGGCGAUGCGAACUCCCGCCCGCAACCUCUCUCUUGCGAGCCGCAUUCCUCUGCCCGCGACGCCCGCUGAUGUUGCUGAGGCCGUCGACCGUCACACUGUCGCUCUGCGCGAGCGCGCGACGGAACUCUACGACCAGUCUGGCAUCCAGGAGGGCACCCAAGCUGUGCGCUCCUCCCUGUCAACCGUCACGUCGGUGCUGUUCACCGUGGCCGCGUUCGAGGCGUGGAACUUGAGAGCAGAGGUCUUGCCCCUCCGCUACGCCUUCACCAUCCCCGCGAUCCCGGCCCUGGGCACCAACUUCUACCCCGUUUACGUACCUGACGCGUUCUUGUUCGUGACCUCGUCCUUCUGGUCGCCUGUCACGCUUUGGACCCUCACUUCUGUCCUUAUUCCCUCCUUAUUUGGGUACUUCUACAAUCUGAGCGCGGCGAGCCAUCCCCAGCCUCGCGGCCGCAAGUCGUCGACCGUUGAGUACAACGUCGACCCCUUGGUCUUCAGCAUCGUCAAGGCUCUGAUCUCGUUCGUUGUUUACGCCCAAAAGGUCAACUUUGGCGGCUGGAUCAACGAAAACUCGAUCGGCCGCAUCAAUGGUGCUCUGUAUGGAGAGUGGAAGGGCAUCUUGACUGGGGCUGCCAUCACCGGGCUUCUCCUCGAGCACAUGGGACUCCUUCCAGCAGUCCGCGGCGCACAAGGGGAAGAAAUACACGGAAGCUUCGCAAUCGUACUGUUUGAACCCUCGCAUUGCGCUAAAUCAGGCGCUUUGCUUCUUUCUUUCUCGUCACUCAAUGGCGGCGUUCUGGGCGUUCCAUCGGCGUCACACGUGGCUCUUUUGGCUGAUACCUUUUUCAAAUUUGCGAGUGAGAUGCUCAUGACGAUGGCCAACAUCGCCUCUGGUUUCCGGAGAACACAGGCCCCUUGGACUGGUUCGGCAGAUUUCUUGCUAGAGCGGUGGCCUUCGUUCAGGAGACUGGGCGCGACUUGUCCGGUUAUUGUUCUUCGGUCAUGGGUAUUGGUGGAUGGGCGGCAGAGUUUCCCUCUUGGCGAAACGCAUGUCGACAGAUUCUUACACCUUGGAUCUGGGAGGGAGGGCGCUAAGACUGCUCUGGGUGUUUUGCCCUUGUGGAAGGCUCUGAUCAUAGUGCCCAGAGCCGACCUCUGCCUUGGUCCGUUCCUACGUGUUAGAGCAACUGACUACUCGAUAUCAUGGAGGGUAGGCAGUCUUCACCUGCUGACUACCAACCUAGUACUGCCCAAGGGAGCAUGGAUUUCUGCGCGACUGCACCACAGCAAAACCACAGCAAAACCACAGCAAAACCACCUAAAAAUGUUCCGCUUUGAUGACGGGCAUGCUCCCCCACGCGCUUACAUAAGGCACCGAGAAAAGAGGCGAAAACCAUCAACGCUCGUCGACAACGUCAACCAUCUUUCCCGAAAAGAGAGCCCCCCCGACCGUCUGCCUUUGAAAGUCGUCCUCCGCCGGCCGCCCCUCCCCGCGAUAAACCCUCUCCACUCCUCACCAACUCAGUUUCUCCCGAAGAGGAAUCGAACCAACUCGGAUCACCAAGAUGCUUUCCUCCACGAGGACAGCGGCCUCAUUGGCCCUGCGAGGAACCGGGACCGCAAUCACCACACCAUCAAUCUCCCUUCGCGGGCUAUCCAAUUGCGCGGCUACCCGGACGAUAUCCCACGAGACCCUGUCAUCAAUCGCCAAGGAGACAAUGGAUCGAAGCCCACCGCGUCCAUCACCCCCUUCAGAAUCGCCGCCGCCUCGAUCUCCUCCUCGUCACGAAAGGACGCCAGCCCCGCCGCUGCGCACUCGACCGGCCUCAUCAAGAAGGAGCGCAAGGAAGUGCCCCUGGUUAGCCAGGAGGGCACCAAGGGUGUUUUGCAAUAUGCUCUGUACGGCCCCCUCACCUCCCUCGACGUAAUAACGAACUGGGCUCGUCAGUCCUCCCUCUGGCCCAUGACCUUCGGUCUCGCCUGCUGCGCCGUCGAGAUGAUGCACCUCUCCACCCCCCGCUACGAUCAGGAUCGUCUCGGAAUCAUUUUCCGUGCCUCCCCCCGCCAGUCCGACGUGAUGAUCGUCGCCGGCACCCUCACCAACAAGAUGGCCCCCGCCCUGCGCCAAGUCUACGACCAGAUGCCCGAGCCCCGCUGGGUCAUCUCCAUGGGCUCCUGCGCCAACGGCGGCGGCUACUACCACUACUCGUACUCCGUCGUCCGUGGCUGCGACCGCGUCGUCCCCGUCGACGUCUAUGUCCCCGGCUGCCCCCCGACCUCCGAGGCCCUCAUGUACGGCAUCUUCCAGCUUCAGCGCAAGAUGCGCAACACCAAGAUCACCCGCAUGUGGUACCGCAAUAAAAGAGAGGCAACUGGCGGUCCAGUAGAGGAGGAAAAUGCCGAGGCCCGGAAAGAAGAGAUUGAGGCACACCAGGCACGUCGGGGCUCUUUCAUAACGGCAAGACUUGGGCUUCAUGUUUUCUUUUCCCCGUGUCGUGAGACGAUCCCACCUUGGUGUGUAUUGAUGCCAGAGGGGAGGCUUCAGAUUCAGAUAAGAAUAGGACGCAAAGUCGGCUCAUCGACAGCCAUCGCGUUACCGAGUUUCAUGGCUCUGCGACUGGCACUCUCAAAUGAGACAUCUAAGGUUAUCGAUGCAAAUUUGCCACACCCAAGGAGCUUUUUGGUACAACAACAGUUUCCCCUUCGACAACUCUGCUCGUACUUUGCCACAUUUCGACUCGAGUCGCUUCGUCUCGUCAUCACUUUCCACUACCCCACCGCAUAUAGAAAGAAGAAGAAUCAGAGGUUUAUUCCAACAGUAGCUUCGAACCGAGCCCACCCCAACGUGUACUGGAUGCAAUGUGCUUCGCGCAUGCUCUCCUCACAUACGGCGGUGAAGAUCCAGCCACUACGUGGCGAAGGCUCGUGCUUUCAUCGUCCUUUUUGCGCAUGCUUAAACGCAUACGCAAAGACAUGA
Molecule: messenger RNA, 3393 nt
Organism: Colletotrichum lupini
Lineage: Eukaryota; Fungi; Ascomycota; Sordariomycetes; Glomerellales; Glomerellaceae
Exons: 18
Coding region: 1-3393 (1130 amino acids)
Biological process (GO): aerobic respiration; mitochondrial respiratory chain complex I assembly; electron transport coupled proton transport
Molecular function (GO): quinone binding; 4 iron, 4 sulfur cluster binding; NADH dehydrogenase (ubiquinone) activity
Source: RefSeq, a predicted model, not a curated record